Messenger RNA from Puccinia graminis f. sp. tritici CRL 75-36-700-3, 222 nucleotides. RefSeq lists its product as uncharacterized. The transcript has a single exon. NCBI's taxonomy places the organism in Eukaryota, Fungi, Basidiomycota, Pucciniomycetes, Pucciniales, Pucciniaceae. The coding region runs from base 1 to 222 and encodes 73 amino acids. The record is from RefSeq and is a predicted model, not a curated record.
AUGGCGCCCGAGGCUGUAAUGGCGCCACCAGCCACUCACCCGGGACAUGGGAUUGGGGGGCGCCAGGGUUCGGUCACCUGCAGGCGUCGCAUUGACCUACAGGCCACAAGGCCGUCCUCAGGCUGCCUUAUGCCAUGCCCUACGGUCAAAGCGGGUGGCGUCAACGCACAACGUCCUCUGAGGCGCCCGCAAGCGGUCCCGCAUGGCGGGAUGGCCAUGUAG